Notolabrus celidotus (New Zealand spotty) is the source of this 4578-nucleotide messenger RNA. RefSeq names its product protein phosphatase, Mg2+/Mn2+ dependent, 1Ba (gene ppm1ba). The record is from RefSeq and is a predicted model, not a curated record. Gene Ontology annotation, biological process: positive regulation of canonical NF-kappaB signal transduction; positive regulation of canonical Wnt signaling pathway; protein dephosphorylation. Bases 397 to 1605 code for a protein of 402 amino acids. NCBI's taxonomy places the organism in Eukaryota, Metazoa, Chordata, Actinopteri, Labriformes, Labridae. Gene Ontology annotation, molecular function: magnesium ion binding; protein serine/threonine phosphatase activity; manganese ion binding. The transcript has 6 exons. Gene Ontology annotation, cellular component: nucleus; cytosol.
GCAUGUUGAGAAAGAACGUCAUCUGCCUCAUACAUGUAGCUUUAGCCGAAAUAAGCUAGUCGUUUAAAUCACAGAUAGUCUUCAUCUUAUCAGAACGUCUUUCAUUCUUUUCCACCGACAUCCAACGUGACGGCUCUUUAUGAUGUGCUUCCCGUGUCUACAGUGCCAAACAUGUAUUUAAAAGUCUUAUUCCGCUGCAGAGACAUGCUGAAAGCAGAACUGAUCGUGUGAAAUGCAGGCUAGCCUAAUCAAAGCUAGCUGACGAGCAGGGGCCGAGAAGCGAAAGUGGCUAACGAGAGAUAAGCUGAUCACAACAAGCCUGGGUACGUUAGCACACCUACCACUGAAGCAGCAAGAAGAAGGACCGAUACAGAUAGUUCCUUUCCUACAGAAGUCAUGGGUGCGUUCCUGGACAAACCCAAGACAGAGAAGCACAACUCACACGGCGAGGGAAAUGGCCUUCACUUUGGGCUCAGCUCCAUGCAGGGCUGGCGGGUGGAGAUGGAGGACGCUCACACAGCUGUGCUGGAACUUCCUGCUCCUGGCAUGACUGACUGGUCCUUCUUUGCUGUGUAUGAUGGUCACGCUGGAUCAAGGGUUGCAAACUACUGCUCUAAGCACCUUCUGAAACACGUAAUCAGUGCCAGCUUCGAGGCUGGAGCAUCACAAGGUUCCCACACAGGUUCAGACAGCUCCACCAACGAUCCUCCAGCCUCAAUUCCUCCAACAGUAGAGGCUGUGAAAUCGGGGAUCCGGACAGGUUUCCUGAGGAUUGAUGAGCACAUGCGCAGCUCAUCUGACCUUCGCAAUAGCAUGGACCGCAGUGGCUCCACAGCAGUGGGAGUCCUCGUGUCCCCGGAUCAUUUCUUCUUCAUAAAUUGCGGGGACUCUCGAGCUGUUCUGUUCCGCAACUCACACGUGUGCUUCUCCACACUCGACCACAAGCCCUGCAACCCACGUGAGAGAGAACGCAUCCAGAACGCAGGUGGCUCAGUGAUGAUUCAGAGGGUUAAUGGGUCAUUGGCCGUAUCCCGAGCCUUAGGGGAUUAUGACUACAAGUGCGUGGAAGGCAAAGGUCCCACAGAGCAGCUGGUUAGUCCAGAACCAGCUGUGUUUGAGAUGGUUCGGGCCCCAGAGCAGGAUCAGUUUGUGGUACUGGCGUGUGAUGGCAUCUGGGAUGUCAUGUCCAACGAGGAGCUGUGUGAGUUUGUGAAAUCUAGACUGGAGGUGUCUGAUGACCUGGAGAGAGUCUGCAAUGAAGUGGUGGACACCUGCCUGCACAAGGGGAGUCGGGACAACAUGAGUGUUGUGUUAGUGUGCUUGGCCAGCGCUCCCAAAGUGUCAGAGGAAGCUGUGAGGAAAGACGCUGACCUCAACAAAUAUCUGGAGUCUCGAGUGGAAGAGAUGCUGUCUCGACCAGGGGAGGAAGGGUUUCCAGACCUGGGAACAGUGAUGAGAAACCUCUCCACUGACAGUGGCAUGCCCACGCUGCCACCAGGGGGAGGCCUCGCCAGCAAACGCAGUGUUAUUGAAGCAGUUUACAACCGUCUGAACCCAUACAAGGAAGAAGAUGGGAGCGGAGCAGAGUUGGAGUGCCACUGGUAGCUUCCCAGCACAACUGCCUGAUCCAAAAGGAAAAAAAUACAAAUAGGACCACUUUUCCACACAAGAUCACAUCCAUGGUCACCCUUUGAUUUCCUCUGGGAUCCUUUUGUUAUUCACCCACACUAAGACAUCAGUCCAAGCAGAAAUCCAGGUUUUAAAAACGAAAAAAACUCACUCAAUGUGGAGGACUGCAAAACAAAGUUUCUUGGUUCUUUUGUAGAAUAAAACAGAAAAAUAAAAAUAAAACCUGCGUUGACGGCUUGUAAGCAGAACUACAUAUACCUUAUAGAGACCAGACAAGAGGCAAACAAGCACAGAUUUCUAUUGGUCCUCUCUUUUUCUUUUUCUCUCUUUUUGGCGGUUGUUUUUGUUGUGGAUUGAUGGAGAUGCUGCUGUGAAUGCUUUGGUGCCUGUCUUAGAACAGAGAAAGAAGGGAGGACAACACAACUCAACAGCUGUCCAGCAACUCAUUACUAAACCUGCUACUUACGGAUAAGUUACUGGACUGAAGUUGGCUUCAUUUUUUUGGCAUUAUUUGUUAAAUGACCUGCCUGGCAGCCAAUGGAUCACACAAGCCUGAGACUCACACACACCUCAAGCUCUUCAGUUCAGGCAAGCUUGGAGUUAUUGGCAUUACUGGUACUCCACCCCAGGGGCCCUUGAGCAAGCCUCCCCAAAACUUCCAGUGGAGUACUCUCAAGAGAACCAAGUCUGUUUUGCAAGGAAAAUCAUUUUUGGCUUCUUCUUUGUUCCGUGUCUAAACUAAAACAGGAAAAGGAAUAACACGGAGUCAGCUGACUCGUCUUGCAUGUUCCUGCUCAUUUUCUCUCCCCCUGUCUCUUUAAGGCUGAUACCAAAUGGUGGUUUUCUCAUUCUUCCCUUUUGCUUUCCUCUGCCUUUCCUAUGUGAUAGAAGACACUCAGCUGUCAUUUGUAUUGAUGGGCAUUGUCAGAGUUGUAAGCUUUUCAGCCUGCUGUUGUGUAAACGAUAUAGAGAUAGAAAUGAUAUAUUCAAUUGUAUAUAUAUAUACAUAUAUAUGUAUGUAUAUAUAUUUAUAUAUACAUACAUAUAUGUAUAUUUCUACACAGCAGAUUUCCAAAGUCAGGGUUUGUAGAGCUUCUCUUCUUCGCCUUCUCCUUUUCCUUCGUCGUCUUCUUUGUCGUCCAUGUCCUCUCAGCACAUGCACAAUCCUGCUCUUACUAAAACUUGCCUUUUCUAUCUCCUGAAUAUCCUGUUUAAAGAAAGAAAAUGCCUUUUUGUUUAGAUUAGGACAAAUCCAUGACAAAUUAAUUUUAUAAUGUUUUGAUAUAUAUGACUUUUAGAGAACCUUGGGCUGUGAUCCUACUAUAGAUGGAUAAGGAAACGAGGGGAGCAAAAACUACGUCUUGUACAGCAGACUGGGAGAGAGGAGUAGGUUUUUCACUGUUGGAAAUAAAGGAGGGACACUGUACGAAACUGUAGAAAAGAAGAGUCCUCGAGCUGCUCCUAGUCUUGAUUUUUCCACAGCUACCUUCAUAGACUUUACCCCAAAGGCACAGGGUGAUGGCUGGGAAAAUCUCUGCUUUAGACUCUAUGGAUUAACUAGGAGUCUGUUUCAUAUUGGGCAACCCAAGCACUAAUACCUGAAACUACAGGCAGAAAUAUUUGUCAUAAAAGCCUCCCCUUACAGACAAAGUGGGUACACAUACUUUACCUGUGUACUCCUUUCUGUAUGCAUUCAAAACAGCAUAUACAAACCUGUAAUAUACACUUUGUUUCAAUCAUUCACAGGUAAAUUCAUUGUAUUUUUCUGAAGUGGCAGUAUUGAAAGAGAAAAGGCCUACAAGAGUUUGCCGGCUGAUUUAUGUUCUCGUGGUACACUUGCUCUUGGUGCCAUAUGACAAAUAGGUACUUGAAUGUGUAGUUGUUUUGCAGUUGAGUUGUUUUAAUGGGCUGAUUGUUUUUUUUUCUUUUUUUCCCCGUUUGUUUUGUGGUGGAGGGAGUGGGAGGGGUGGGAUCUCUAUUAGCUGUGCAUGUUUUUGAGGGAGGAGUGUAUUUUGUGUGUGAGUGGGAGAUGUACUUAGUGGGAGGAUGGGGGUAAUGUGGGCAUGUACAGUGUGGUGAAACACAACGUUAGAGAGGGAAGAUGACUACUUUUUUUUUUUUUUACAUUGUAAUGGGUUUCACCACACUGAAAACAACCCUUAAGUUGAGGUUUAUGUUUAAGCUAUUACAGACACUGGGCUCAGAGAGGAACAACAGGAGGGAGAAACAUUUAUUUUUUUUGAAUGUAUUUUUAUUUUUUUCAAUCUUCACACUGAUUCCACUGCAUGGACUGAAAACAAGCCACAUUUGCAGCUCUCCUCAUGUCUUCAUCGAAUAUUAAAACAAGCUUUCUUUGUUUCCUUUUUGUAAAAAACAUAAAAACUUUAUUUUCUGUUUGAGAAAUUUACUAAGGAAUAAAGAACUCCAGAGGCUUGGAGAUAUCUGAAUAAUUACCCCCUAACAUGUUGCGUCAGUUACAAGAUGUCAAAGAAAGAUCAUUUUACAUUGCAUACGACUGGGACUGCAGAGUCCUGGUGAGAAUCUAGUUACAGAUACACAAUAGGUAACAAAAAACAUAACAUUCCUGAAUCUUUGUUAUCUUUGCCUCCUUCUGUCCUCUCUGCUCACUCUUUCAACACGAACUGUAAGACACGUGUGACGGCAGUGAUAAAUUCCACGCUUGUUUUUUUUAUUUAUUCCUGUUCUUAGUGCUUAUACAAAUGCUGUAUUUUGAAGACAGAAUGCAGUAAUGAUAAGCUGGUGUUCAUUUGAGAGUUACUUAGAACCCAAUCAUCUUCACUUUACAGCUUUUAGGAGACUAAAGGCAGGUGAGAUUACGAAGGGUAUUCACCACCUCUUCUUCCUGUACUAAUUUCCCUGUAAGCUAUUGUGAUGUUACAGACCAUACAGUGAACAUAAACGUCAAUAAAAGAUGGAUUUAAGUUGAAA